AGUAUUGAUUGUUCUGCUUUGCUUGUUGCUAUUCUACAAAUUCAGAAAUAAUUUGCAAGUUGCUUUGAUGCUGAUAGGAAUAAUAAUUGUACUAUGGUCUACCAAUAUCUUGUUUAUAUGUUGCGACUUUAAACAAGGCAACUGGUAUAUUCUCUUGGUCUUCAUUAUUCUGGAAGACUUGUUAACAAUCAUCUUCUGUAUCUUUAUCAAAAGAUUGAAACUAGUAGUGAUGAUAAUCACAAUGAUCUUGUCGGCAGUGUAUGUGAUAACCGGCGUAGUCCUGCUUCUCGCAGGGAAGCGUAGA
Messenger RNA from Trichobilharzia szidati, 304 nucleotides. NCBI's taxonomy places the organism in Eukaryota, Metazoa, Platyhelminthes, Trematoda, Strigeidida, Schistosomatidae. The record is from the annotation of a GenBank genome assembly.